AAAUCUUCUGAACGAGCCAAAAGAACAGCAGCCAAACAACAAUCGCACGCAAAGCACCAAACAGUCUCUCUUACUUCCACAUUCUCCUCUCUCUGUAUUCCUUUUUGACCCAUUUGAAUCCAAUCCAAUGAUUUGCAAUUAGAACCAACUUGUUCUUCUUCAACGGUGUGAUUAUUAAUAAUUUCAUUUGAAUGGUGGAACUUAUAAUGGGAUGGGAGCUCAGAAAAGUAUCCAUGCUGGCAAAGCCAAGAUAGACCUCAAUGUUGAUUUUACCCACAAACUCUGUGCUGCUUUGAUGCUCUCUCCUUUCAGGAAUUCUGGCAGUCCACUUUCACUGGUUAUUGGGAGUCUUUGCAUCAAACACCCCAAUUUAUUUGGUAGGAGUGAGAAGCUUGAUGUAUUGUGGGAUAAGGGACUCUAUGAUUCCAAUGUCUUGAUAGCUUAUAGGAAGCCGAGACCCGAAUGGCUUCCUCAGAAGUCUUUUGUCAUUCAGCACUCUAUUUCACCCGAGAUUGGGGUGCAUGGUGUGCCUGUUGACAACUUCUCUCGUUCAGGGAGUGGAAGUGUAAAUCUUUGUCGCUUCUCUUUAGGGCUUGAUCUGAAUGAGCCUGGAAGUUCCCACUGGAGCAACAAAACCAGUAUAAAGUUCGAGCAUGUUCGUACAAUUAAUGAUGAUGGCCGCUCUAUAAGCAGAGACCUUGACGGGUUUCCAGUAACCUGCAGUGGCAGUUAUCAGGACAAUAUGGUAGUACUGAAGCAGGAGUCUCAAUUUGCAAAGGCAAAUGAUUGUAGUUUCAGUCGAUUUAGUCUGCAAAUCGAACAAGGAAUUCCCGUUCUAUCCAGGUGGCUGAUCUUCAACCGAUUCAAAUUUACUGCAUCAAAGGGAGUUAAACUUGGGCCGGCAUUUCUCUUGACAAGCUUGACAGGUGGUUCCAUUGUAGGGGACAUAGCUCCUUAUCAAGCAUUUUCCAUUGGGGGUAUUGGUAGUGUUCGUGGGUAUGGUGAGGGUGCAGUUGGAUCUGGUAGAUCUUGUCUGGUUGCUAACAGUGAAUUAACAUUCCCUUUGAAUCAGAUGUUAGAAGGUGCUGUUUUCUUGGACUGUGGAACAGAUUUGGGAUCUGGUCGUCAUGUUCCUGGAAAUCCUGCACUGAGACACGGAAAACCAGGAAGUGGAGUCGGGCUUGGAUACGGCCUUCGUUUCAAGUCCCAAUUCGGUCACUUGCAGGUUGAUUAUGCUAUCAAUGCAUUUGAACAAAAAACUGUCUACUUCGGCUUCAGCAACCUCGCUUCAUGAUAUACCGGCUGCCCAAUUACUGGAUUCUUUUUAUUUAUUAUCAGAUUCCAUGCGGAGUAUUUUUUGUUCAAGUUGCAGAUAUGAAGGCUGUGUUCAGGUUUGAGUUGUUAAAUUAUUGUUAUUAUUUUUUUAACCAAUUUUUACAGUGAAAAUUUGAGAAUCUCUUUUAAUUUUUAUGCGAGACAAUUGUUAUACCAACUGACAAAUAUUUUAAUGAGAAGAGGACAUGCACACUUUUGAUGCAAGUUAGGUGUUAUGCAAAUUAAA
Molecule: messenger RNA, 1561 nt
Organism: Camellia sinensis
Lineage: Eukaryota; Viridiplantae; Streptophyta; Magnoliopsida; Ericales; Theaceae
Product: protein SUPPRESSOR OF PPI1 LOCUS 2, chloroplastic
Biological process (GO): chloroplast organization; embryo development ending in seed dormancy
Cellular component (GO): outer membrane
Source: RefSeq, a predicted model, not a curated record